Clonostachys byssicola is the source of this 3888-nucleotide messenger RNA. The record is from the annotation of a GenBank genome assembly. Lineage: Eukaryota; Fungi; Ascomycota; Sordariomycetes; Hypocreales; Bionectriaceae.
AUGACUUUCGGUUACAAUGCAAACUGGCGUGGUUCAACGAAAAGCAUAUCAACUAUUAUCGAUUUUGCCAAAGAUUUGCUAUUUGAAUUGCGGUUUGCUAGAGAUGCUUCGGGCAAUGAACUCAAUAUCGGAUCGAGGCCUAUCGUUUUUGUGGUUCACAGUAUGGGGGGUCUCGUAGUCAAGAAGGCUUAUUUGCUUGGAAUUCAUGAUGAGACCUAUAAAGCCAUCGUUGAAUCCAUUUCAGCCGUUGUAUUCUUAGCUACUCCUCACCGAGGCACACACUUGGCCGAAACACUCAGCCAUAUUCUUUCCGCAACGUUCCAAUCAUCGAAAAGCUUUAUCUCGGAUCUUAACAAAGGCUCAUUCGCCAUCGAGGAUAUAAACGAGCAAUUCCGUCAUUUCGCACCAAAGUUGUCCAUAUGGUCAUUUUAUGAGACCCUCGCAACAUCGAUUGGACCAAGUAAGAUUAUGGUGUUGGAGAAAGAUUCAUCAGUUUUGGGAUACCCAUCGGAAAUCUCAAAACCUCUUCAUGCCAACCACAAAAGCAUAUGCAAGUAUGACAGCCCCGCUGACGAAAACUACGUCGCUAUCAAAAAUGCGAUAGCCUACACUGUUUCAGACUCCUUGCGAAAAGCAAAGAAUGAAGCUGCCGUGACUAAGGUUGAGAUCAAGGCAACAGUCGCGGAUCUAUUCAGUGGUUGCAUCACAAGCGAAGAUGACUAUAACGCCCUCAGCGAACGGCGAAUUUCAGGGACUUGCAACUGGAUUUUCGAAGAGACUGACUUUUUGUCCUGGAUGGCGCCUUCAAACGAAUCUUCAAUUUUAUGGUAUACUGCUCUUCCGGGAAAUGGAAAGUCCAUACUCUCUACAUGCGUCAUAGACCAUUUCAAAUCAUCAUCGAAUGGCUGCCAAUUCUUUCAUUUUAAAUACUCUGACCCCGGGAAACGGUCAGCUAUAAAUUGCCUUCGGAGCUUGGCCUUUCAGCUUGCACAUGAUAUUCCGCAGUUUGGCCGGCUGCUAUGUGAUGCUCCCCGGGAAAGCCUGGGCUUGGAGUCUGGUGACGCUACCUUGAUUUGGCAGAAUGUCUUCCAAAACACAUUUUCACAGUCUAAGAUCGAGGGCUAUUUGUACUGGAUCAUUGAUGGAUUGGAUGAGUGCGACACCCCUCAGAAUCUGCUCAACUGCCUCAAAGGGCUUCCCACGGUAGCAGUACCCAUUAGGCUUUUGAUCUUGAGCCGAAAAGAUGGCAUACUCCCUAUAGCCUUUGAUCGAUUAUCGCAGAAAGUGUCUGUCAGGAUUAUUGAAAAGAUCGACGGGUCACACAAUUUGCCAGAUAUCGGGAUCCUUGUGAGGCAAGGACUUGAACAGAUCAGUUGCGGGGUAGAGUUUCGGGAACAGCUUUUUCAGAAUGUCACAAAACGCUCUGAAGGCAAUUUUCUGUGGACUAAAUUGGUGCUCGACGAAGUAAUGCAUUGUCAUACAGAGAAAAGGAUCCAAGAAGUGCUGGAUGAGAUCCCGGAUGACAUGACUCUAGUGUACGAACGGAUGGAGAAAAGUCUUGUUCAAUCAGGUCGAAGAGCCAAUGAGCCACUUAUAAAGGCACUUAUUGAGUGGACAAUAUGCGCCCAGAGGCCACUUAAUCUGAGCGAAAUGUCCCAAGCCCUUGAGCCUGAGUUCACUGGAUUUCUCGAUCUCAAGCGAACAAUCAAGGAUGCUUGUGGGCAAUUUAUUCAAAUUGACGACAGCAGCAACAUCACGAUGCUACACCACACAACUAGCGAGUACUUUACGCGAAACACAACAAGUAUAUUUUCAAUUAACCUUGAGGUGUCUCAUACUCGCCUCUUCCUAAAAACCACCUCGGCCUUAGAGGAACCGACUCUCCAAUGGAAACUGAUAGAGAAUCGCCACGCGCUGGGAAGCAGCCAGCCCUUCGUGUUCUAUUCAGCCAUUAGCUGGUCAUAUCAUCUAGAACAAUGCCUACCAGAUUCCUCAGAAGCUCUGCACCAAUUGGUAUCUUUCUUUCGCUCCCCCGCCGUCUUGAGCUGGAUACAUAUCCUAGCAUUACUUAGGCGGUUGGAAGUUUUGACGAAAGCCGCCAGCAUUCUUGGGGCAAUGUUGCAUGGGAGUCGACAGAAAGAUUUUGCGAACAACUCGAAAAGUUUGAGUUCCGAUGAUCUCGAAUUAUUGGAAGACUGGGUCGCAGACCUGAACAAGAUUGUUGGUAAAUUUGGACAAAUCUUGGUGAUGGAGCCUGAGGUCGUAUACAAUUUGAUCCCAGCUUUGAGUCCUGGUCAGACAGCAAUAUCUAGACAAUUUAGGGACUAUCAAUCUACAAUUGAAGUUCUGGGCAAUGAGAAUAGGCUAUGGAAUGGUAAUCUUGGCCGUUUCGCUUUACCGUCAGGCAGCCGAGCGAUGAAGAUAGCCUGUGCACCAAAGUAUAUAGCAGUGCUGGAAUUCGGAGGCACUGUGCGAGUUUGGGACUCGUCCAACUUUUUGGAAAUAAUGUCCAUUUUUCACACAGAGCCUGUCACGACAAUCGCUUUUAGUUCUAGCGGAACGAAGCUCGCAACGUGUGGUCUAGAAACAACAAAAAUAUGGUCUAUCGCAAGCGGUAAAGAGGUGGCUAUUCUCCGCAAUCCACCCCUUACGAAGGCGAUGGAGAUAUCCUUUGCUGAAAAAGAUAGAAAGCUGCUUUUUGGUGGAGAUGACAAUGUUGUUAGGAGCGCAUUUUGGGAUUUGCCAAGUCCACAAUGGCAAGCCAUCCACUCGAAUCUUCUUCUGAAAAGGCCUCCAGGAGAUACCAGCACGAUUAUGAAUUCACCGAUGUGCUUGGCAUUGAGUGCCGACAAGAAAUAUAUUGGGGCUUCGUAUAGAGGAGCUCCCCUCUCGGUUUGGAGUCUAGCCGAUGGCAGAUUCGUUGGGAAGUGUCAGCGCUCAAAGGAGACUCGACUUGCCACUCGUCGAUCGUCAACAACCUGGUUCUCCGUCGAUACAUUCACCUGGAAUCCAGUUACUGGCCAUGUGCUGGGAAUUUAUAAGGAUGGAUGCAUCUUCAAGUGGCACCCUUUUACUAGGGAGAAUGUUGAACUACGAAAACCAGCGGAUGGAAUUGCUGUCAGUCCUAACGGGAAGUUAUUCGCGACGAGCAGUAGUGACGGUUCUGUCCGCGUAUGGAAAUUUGCAAGUUUCACCCUCAUUUACCAACUCUCGACCGAAGAUCUUGUGACGGACCUUGUUUUCAGUCCCGGAAGCCAUAGAUUUUACGAUUUGCGAGGCGGAGUAGUCAACGCAUGGGAGCCGGAUGCUGUGACCCGCUUCUACGCGAAUGAGGAACAAAACAGGAACACUCAAAGAGAAGAUAAAUACUUUACCGAGAUCUCAAAGCCCUCAGAGGAGAAGAUUGUUCAUACUGAUUGCGUGACGGCAAUUUGUCCUUCUCCAAGUGGGACUGAAUACUUGGCAGGUUUCGAGAACGGAACCGUGCUCUUCUUUGAGGAUCCAACAACAUGCCCCUUGGAAGUUGCAAAUUUCGGCUAUGCUUUCGAAAUCACUCAUCUUGUAUGGAGCGACAAUAACCUCUUCAUUGCGAUUGUGAACUUGGCUGGAGAGGUUAUUGUGAAGCAAAUACACCGCGAUCAAGGGAAAACGUGGUUCUCUGCCUUGCCCAAAUUAGAGAUGGAUUUUAAGAAAAUAAACAGACCAUCCGACGGCCAUACCUUCAAUAUCGAAGGUGUCAUUUUUAGCUUGGACUCAAAUUUCAUAUUCUUAUGGACUGAGAGAGAAUGUUUCGUCUUCAUGGUCAAAACUAGCUCGCUGCAGGCUUAUCUAGAAACUGAAUCUGGGCUGGAAAACUUUGACAAAGGUGGCCAGCAAUAUCUCAAUUAA